ACCACCUGGUGGCGCACGGGAGGAUGGCGGAGAAGGACGCGCGUCGCAAGUUCAAGCAGAUUGUGGCGGCGGUGAACUUCUGCCACUCGCGCCGCGUGGUGCACCGUGACCUCAAGGCCGAGAACCUGCUGCUGGACCACAACCUGAACAUCAAGAUCGCCGAUUUUGGAUUCAGUAACCGCUUCACGCCGGGGCAGCUGCUCAAGACAUGGUGCGGCAGCCCCCCGUACGCGGCGCCGGAACUCUUCGAGGGCAAGGAGUACGAGGGACCCAAGGUGGACAUCUGGUCUCUGGGCGUGGUGCUGUACGUGCUGGUGUGCGGAGCGCUGCCGUUUGACGGGAGCACGCUGCAGAACCUACGCGCUCGUGUACUCAGCGGGAAGUUCCGCAUACCCUUCUUCAUGUCCACAGAAUGCGAGCACCUCAUCCGCCACAUGCUGGUGCUGGAGCCCAGCAAGAGGCUCAGCAUGGAGCAGGCCUGCAGACACAAGUGGAAUGAAGUCUGGAGACCCCGACCCGGAGUCGAUCGGCUCAUCUCGCUACAGACGCAGCAGUCCUACGACCACCACAGCGCCAUCUACUACCUGCUGUGCGACAAGAUGAAGCGCAGCGACAAGCUGAAGAGGGCUCAGCCCUGCCCAGGGCCCUACCAGCCUGCCGCACAGGUCGCCGCUCCCAUUCCCGGAGGCGCCCGCCCCGCGGCACCCCCCCCGGGGCAGCAGCCGCCCCAGCCGUGCGUGGAGAGGGGGGGCAGCCCCCUCAUGCUCACCGUGCCCCAGCUGCAGCUCAUCAACCCCGACAACCAGAUUGUCCAAGUGGGGGCCGUGCAGGCCACCAACGGGAUGGAGGGCGGUGUGAGCUUCGACAGCGACGAGGGCGACGAGCCGUCACCAGAGGCGCUCGCCAGAUACCUCUCCAUGCGGAGACACACGGUGGGGGUGGCCGAGCCCAGGGCGGAGGGAGGGGGCGACGAGCUGCAGAAGCUGCACGGGGUCCCGGGGGGGUCGGGGGGGGCGGCGUCGUGGGGGGGGGCCUGGGCACCGGGGGGCGCACGCUGCAGCCCCCCCAGCCCUUCCUGGGCGUGGGGGGGGGGAGGGAGCCGUGCUGCCCACGCUGCCCUCGCUGGCGCCACACAACACCCCACUCGAGAGCAGUCCCUGCUGCAGCCCCUGCUGCAGGCUCUGGACGGCGCCAGCCUGGGCCGGCGGGCGUCCGACGGCGGCGCCAACAUCCACAUGCAGGCGCAGCAGCUGCUGAAGCUGCGCCUGGUGGCCCAGAGCCAGGCCAACCCACGUGGGCCCUCUCCCUCCCCGCUGUGCGGCGUGUCGGUGAUCACGCCGGAGGAGGAUGAGGAGACGUCUGACGAGGAGCCUGACCAGGAGGCCGCACAGAGGUACCUGGCGGCACGCGGCAGCAACAAGCGGCACACGCUGGCGCUCGCCAACCCCGCUGCCGAGGUCUCCGCCGACCUGCAGCGGCAGCUGGCGCAGCAGCCCAUCAAGGGCGGGCGGCGCAGCUCCCAGCUGCUGUCCCCCGAGCAGCAGCUGCAGCAGCAGCAGCACUCGCGCUACAAGGAGACCAACACGCUGUGCAUCCCGUCCGAGCGCUACUCUGACGUCAUGUUAUUGAUGUUGAUGAUGUCAUCACCCCAGCUACAAGGAGACCAACACGCUGUGCAUCCCGUCCGAGCGCUACACCCCAGCUACAAGGAGACCAACACGCUGUGCAUCCCGUCCGAGCGCUACUCCCCCGUGCGCCGCCUCUCCGACGGCGCCGCCAGCCUGCAGGCCUUCCGCACCCAGAUGCAGCACUCGUGCGGUUCCACGCUCAACAGCAGCAUCAAGCAGCUGCAGCAGGAGUGCCACCAGCUGCAGCAGAGGUACUGCACCACGCCCAUGGACGAGCGGAGCCUCGUGGAGGCUCAGCACCAGCACAAGCUGUUCCACCACCUGCAGGAGUAUUGUGGAUCCCCCCAGGCGAGUCCCCCGCCGGCCCCUCCCCCCCCGAUCACCGUGUCUCCCGCCGGGGGAGGGGCUCUGGGCCCAGAGGUUCCCGCGGUCCUCUCUCACCAGCUGCAGAGAUUGAAGCUGCACACGGCUCAGCCCUCCAGCCCCCCACCCUUCACGUCGGGCAGCGCGGGGGGUAGCCCCCCGUCGGCGCACGUCCCGCUCAUGCAGCCGCAGACAUACCCUGGGCCACCGCAGCAGGUGACAUCCGUCCCGGCCGCAACUGUGGCGUCGCUACAGCUGCCACAGCAACAGCAACAACAACAACAGCAGCAGCAGCAGCAACAGCAGCAGCAGCACAAGCCGCUGUUGAAGCAGCUGAGUGCGGACAGUGCAGAGGCACGCAGUCGCCCAAUCCAAAGGUUUUCUCCCUUGAGUUACGAUCAGACUCACCUCCACCCUCACCUCUACAGCUUCCCUCCCAGCCCUCCGACCACCUCGCGAGCCGCUCAACAACAACAGCAGCAACAGCAGCAACAGCAACAACAGCAGCAGGCUGUCCCCCCUGUCCCGCAGCCGUCCGCCUUCGCUCAGUCGUUCGCUCUCCAGAAAGAGGUUCUCCUUCAGAACCAUCAACUGAUGCUGCAGCAGCAGCAGCAACAGCAGCAGCAGCAACAGCUGCUUCAACAACAACAGCAGCAGCAGCACCUGCUGCAGCAGCAACAGCAGCAGCAGCAUCUGUUGCAGCAGCAGCAACAGGCGCAGCACCUCCAGCAGCAGCAGCAGUACAACAGCAUGCUGGUGCAGAGCCUGGUGUCGCCGCGACACACGUUCGGGGCGCACGCGCAGCCGAUCCGCCUGCAGCCGCCCCCCGCGGGGGGCUCGGGCGGAGGGCGGCGGCCGGCGGGCGCGGGGGGGCGGCUGCCGGGUCGCGGGGGCUCGGGCCCGCUGCCGGGGGCGUGCGCCGGGGCGGACGCCGCGGUCGGGCCGAGCCAGCAGCAGCAGCAGCAGCAACAGCAGCUGCAGCAGCAGCAGCAGCAGCAGCAGCUGCAGCAGCAGCAGCAGCAGCAGCAGCUGCAGCAGCAGCAGCAGCAGCAGGCCGCGUCGCCGGCCCUGACGUCGGGUCAGAGGUCGCGGGCGUCGGCCGUCGGGGCGGUGCAGCAGCAGCAGCCGCCGCCACCCCCCGUGAACUUUCACCUCCUGCAGGCGAUGGGGCGGGGGCGGGGGGCGGAGCGGAGGGGGAGGGGGUCGGGGUUGGCGGGGGCGUGGGGGGGUGCCCCCCACCCCCGGGCAUUGUCGGGCUCCUCCACUCGGAGAGGAUGGAGGAGGACGAGGGAGCGGCGCUGGUGGAGGCGGCGUGCGAGGCGUCGCCGAGCGAGCUGCCGGUGCCUCACGGCCGAGUCCCCUUCCCCACCACGCAGAGUGACGCCGCCGCCUCGUGCCGGGGCCCCGCUGCAUUCCCGCCUCACGGCCUGCUCCUGCAGGCCUUCCCCUCCACCACCACCACCAUCGCUCUCGACCUGCACGUGGAGGCGAGUCAGAAGGCCGCUCUGCAGGCGGCCGUGGCGAUGGAGCGCUCCUCGCCCGGGGAGCAGCGCAAGCGCGGAUUCCUGCAGCGCGGCUACACCGUGCAGGACUCGCAGGACGCCUCGGUUCACGUGCAGUCGUUUGGAGGGAUGAUUCUCAUGGCUGGCCAGUCCAUUUCCCUCGUCGCUGCUGGAGCGGUGACGCUCUGAGCCCCCACUCGAGCCAGGAGAUCACGGCCAUCCGGCCCACAGACACGGAGGGCAUGACCGUCUGCUGACUCGGCACGCGCCGACUCCCCGCUCGUAACCGCGUGGGCGAGGCGCCCGGCGUUGAGCGGCCGAGCAGGAGCCAAGGCCUGUGCCCUCCUUCCUCACUCCCCCAGUGCCGGCGCUCCCCGGCGCUCUCCACGCCCCCUGACCGCGUCCGCCCGCACGCCGUCGCUCUCCCCGCGUGUAACCCUCGCACCUCCACCCGGGUCUCCACUCCCCGGAGUCUCCCGCAGGUCCCACGCCUACCCCCGUCUCUCUCAUCUCUCCCAUCGUCCCUUUCUCGUGACCCAGACAGUCGCCCCCAUCCCCCGCACACCAAUCCUCUUCCCCCCACCCCCCCCCCCCCCCCAGUCGUGAUGGUGCCGUGCGUUAGCGGCUGUGCAACGGGUGCGGGCCGAUUUCUAAAAACUCGCGACGACGCUCACAAGGGCGACGACGCAGUAACGGAGCUGGUAACGUUGGAGAGAGUUAGAGGAGGAGCGUGCCGCUUCGGAGUCGUCCGUCGAGGACUCCCCCAAGUUCUCUGUCCCUCAGUGGCGUCUCUGUCCCUCAGUGGCGUCUCUGUCCCUCAGUGGCGUCUCUGUCCCUCAGUGGCGUCUCUGUCCCUCAGUGGCGUCUCUGUCCCCCCGUGGCGUCUCUGUCCCUCGUGGCGUCUCCGGGCGAACCCUCAGCGGAACAGUUUGAAGGCGCUUCGCUGUAAACGGCGCGGCCUGUAGCCGUCAGGUGGCGACGGUCCGGAGGCUGCGGGGUGGUGGUGGUGGUGUGGUGGUGAUGGUGGUGGUGUGGUGGUGGUAAGGGGAGACCGCGGUGAGAAUUGGAUCGCGGCGAGGAUUGAUGCUGAAGCGACGUUCAUCGAUGCCCCACCACUCCCCCCGCCCGCCCGCCUCAAAUCCUCGCGAGAGGUGGGCAGUGGGGGGUGAAUUUCUAAUCUCGGAUCGCCCCGUUUCCAAUUCCCACCACGGCCGUGUGCCGCGAUCCCCGGCGCGGCGGUGGAGACGACGCCGCCAUGGUAAACCCCCCCCCCUCCUCCCAGCGUGUGGUGGUGGGGUGAGCUGUGGGUCCACCGGGGGGGCGCACGCCCCCCACUCGGACCGCAGGGGGUGCCGGAUCGCGCGGUUUCACGUUUCCAGGAUUUUAUUUUUCUCUUCUUAAAUUAUUUACCGUGAGAAGCCCUCAAUGUGAGUGGGGUUGGGGGGAAGAGGGGGGGGGGGGUUAUCGUAGAAUUUUACGCAAACUUUUAAAUGAGCGAGCGAGCGAGCGAUCGUGUGCGAGCGUGUUAUGAUGCGGUUGUGAAUAACACGGGCGCUAAACCUGCGUGUGUGUGUGUGUGUGAGGGGCUGUACACAAACGGCGUUCGCUAUUCUACAAGUGCGCACCGUACAGCGUGAGCGACCUGCCUUGCAUCACCAGGGGCACAAUAGGACUCUCAAAUAAACACCAUGGCUAGACAACCACGUGGUCUAACAACUACGUGCACGUCACACGCGUGAACACAAAGGCAAAGACCCCCCCCCCCCCCCUUGUAGCCUUAACAGGACUGUUAGGGGGCAAGUGCUGUCAGCGAGCAGCAGCAGCAGCAGCACCUGUGAAGGUCUGACAGGGGCACGUGGCCACAUGGGCACGUGGCCACAUGGCCACAUGGCCAGCAACCACGCUCGGCCGCCCUUAGUACGCACCGCGUGCUCGUUGGAGGCCGCGCGGACCGCACGCCACACCACACACCAUACCAUACCACACACCACACCAUGCCACACACCACACCAUACCACACCAUACCGCAUGCCACACCACGCCACACACCACACCAUACCACAUGCCACGCAACACCA
Molecule: messenger RNA, 5571 nt
Organism: Petromyzon marinus (sea lamprey)
Lineage: Eukaryota; Metazoa; Chordata; Hyperoartia; Petromyzontiformes; Petromyzontidae
Source: RefSeq, a predicted model, not a curated record